Mauremys mutica (yellowpond turtle) is the source of this 4448-nucleotide messenger RNA. Its product is annotated as neurogenic locus notch homolog protein 4-like. The record is from RefSeq and is a predicted model, not a curated record. The transcript is spliced from 28 exons. NCBI's taxonomy places the organism in Eukaryota, Metazoa, Chordata, Testudines, Geoemydidae. Bases 44 to 4324 code for a protein of 1426 amino acids.
CCCAGUGCCAUGUCCCACUGGUACCUUUCUACCUCAGUCUGGGAUGGCAUCCCACAAUGCUUGUCUGCCGUGCCCUGGGGGGAAGUUCUGCCAAGGAGAAGGGUUGACCAGCGUUUCAGGAACCUGUUAUGCUGGGUAUCACUGUGAUAUGAAAUCCACACGGCCAGACCAGAAACGCUGUCCACCUGGAUCCUACUGCCCCAAAGGCACAGAGUCCCCAGUCCCAUGUGGUGCUGGAAGCCUCAACCCACACGGUGGGAAAUGGCACUCAACAGACUGUCAGCCCUGCCCGGCCGGAUAUUUCUGCAGUGGGCUAGGAAAAACUACUGCAGAGGGACUGUGCUCUGCUGGUUACUACUGCCCACCAGGCCAGACCUCAGCCACUCCUCUCUCCUAUCGCUGCCCCCGUGGCUUCUACUGCCCUGCAGGAUCUGCCAUUCCCAUGGCCUGUGAGAGGGGGACCCACCAGACACAGGAAGGGAAAGAAUCAUGUGACAUCUGCCCAGCAGGAUUCUUCUGUGAACCAUCCAGCAAAAGUUCUGGGGGACAGACUCCCAGGCUGUGCCCUACAGGAUACUUCUGUCCACCCGGUACCAGCUUUGGUACAGAACAUCCAUGUCCAAAGGGUACAUUUGGACCCAAGACUGGUGCCACUGGUGAAUCUGACUGUGAGCUCUGCCCAGCAGGCACAUAUUGCUCAUCUACAGCACUGUCCCAGCCAUCGGGGCUUUGCCACUCAGGGUAUUACUGCACCCAGGGAGCCAUCCACCCAGCCCCCUUCAGACACAAGGUGGAAUCUGCUGGCCUACCUCUGCCUGGAAAUGACAUCUGCCCUCCUGGGCAUUUCUGUCCCAGUGGCACAAGCCAUCCUAUUCCCUGCCCUCCUGGAACCUAUUCCACCUCCCUGGGCCUAGGAGCAGAGGAGCAGUGCCAGCCCUGCCCAGCGGGACAGUACUGCAGUCAGGCGGGAUUGUCUGAUCUGUCCCAGACAUCGCCGUGUAGUGCAGGGUAUGUUUGCCUUGAAGGAAACUCUGCUCCCUGCCCUUCCGAUGGGAUUCGUGGUUACAAAUGCCCCAGUGGCUUCUACUGUCCCACUGGCACCAGACUGGAGAUACCCUGUGAGCCAGGCACUUUCAGCCCUAUGCCUGGAGCAAGCACCUGCCUCCCUUGCCCGGCUGGUAUGGCCUGCAGACAUGCUACCACUGUGGAGCCAGUCAGCUGCCCCAAAGGUUACUAUUGUCCAGCUCGGACUGCAAUGCCCCUGCCAUGCCCUGAAGGUACCAUGAACACCCUGGAAGGGGCACUGUCCCCUGCUGCAUGCAAACUGUGUCCAGUGGGGAGGUACUGCAGGGGGGACGCUAACUGGGAACCAGAUGGUCUGUGUUCAGCUGGAUAUUACUGCUCAGGAGGAGCUGCCGAUGCAGUUCCGCACAGGACACCCAGGCUUCCACUCAAUGGGCCCUGUCCACCUGGACACUACUGUCCGGAGGGCACUGAGUUCCCAGUCGCCUGCCCAGUGGGCACCCUGAAUAAUGCCACAGGUGGCUCCUCCCAGGACAGCUGUGUGCCAUGCUAUCCUGGAUUCUUCUGCGCUAGCAUCGGUCUGAGCUCACCUACAGGACCCUGUGCUGUGGGUUUCUACUGCCCAGCGAACUUCAGCUCCUUCAGCCCCACUGCAUUCCUCUGCCCCAAGGGUCACUUCUGUUCCUCUGGGUCUGCCCAUCCAGUCCCCUGCCCCACUGGGGAAUACCAGCCAAACAGGGGUUCUGAGUCCUGCAUUCCUUGCCAACCAGGCUUCUACUGCCAAGAGGCAGUUGCAGGAGACCCCCAGCCCUGCCCUCCACACACCUACUGUCCUGAAGGUACACUGGUUCCUUCUCCAUGUCCCGAUGGCACUUUCACCCCUUCAAACAUGACUGGCCUCAGGGAGGAGACAGAAUGCCUGGCCUGUUCACCCGGUCACUAUUGCAGGGGCGGGCGGCUGGAGGGGAAGUGUGCUGCUGGGUACUUCUGCCAGGCCGGGAGUUCUGAGUCUACUCCCCAGGGCCAUGACUUUCCCUGGAGCUCCCUGACAGAAUGCCGCUCGGGGCAGGUGCGUGCGGGUCUCUGCCCAGCAGGUUUCUACUGCCAGGAAGGCUCCGAGGUGCCCACGCCAUGCCCCCCCAACACCAUUGGAGCUAUCCCUGGGGCAAGGCGGAGAGAAGACUGCCUACCUUGUCCACCAGGCCACUGGUGUAAAGCAGGGGAUCCAGUGACCUAUCCGUGCCCCCCUGGACACUACUGUGGCAGCGUGAAUCUCACCGAGCCCAUCACUCUCUUGGCACCUCAGCAAUGCCCUGAGCACACGUACCGCACAGCCCCAGGGGCACAGAGCCUGGCGGAUUGCCAGCCUUGCCCCCCAGGUUAUCUCUGCCAAACACCAGGCCUUACCAAUUUUGAAGACUACCCCUGCCCCCCUGGAUACUGGUGCCCAGGUAAAGGGGACAGGCUUUUAUGCCCACCUGGUACCUUCAGGACCCAGCCUGGUGCAGCGUCUUUGGAAGCGUGUGACCCCUGCUCUCCUGGCUAUUAUUGCCCGGACCCAGCAGAGACGGGGCUGCCCAAUGUCCAAGGAGCUCAUUGCCCACCCAGCUACGAGUGCCCACCAGGUUCAGUGACUCCAACCAUAUGCAGGGGUGGCUCCUAUUGCGGGCUCCGCACAGGGGUCCCUUCCAUGUGUCCAGGUGGAUAUUAUUGUCCAGAAGGGUCAUCCAAGUACAACACCCCUGAGCAGCGGUGUGUGUUCCCCUAUUACUGCCCUCCAGGCAGUGCCCAUCCACUGCUGUGCAAAGGAGGAUAUGCAGCCCUGAAUGUGACCGGCCCAAGAGACUCCUUUGAGAAAUGCUGCAGGAUUUGUGAUCCAGGCACCUACCGUAGUGACUCCCUCAUCAGCCCAUCCUGCCAGCCCUGCCCAUCAGGCUUCAGUUGCCCCCAAGGCAGUGCAAGUUAUCUCCAGCAGCCCUGCCCCAGGGGGUAUUACUGCCCUCCCCUGGCACCUGCACCUGUGCCCUGCCCCCCAGGGACCCACGGCAACAGCAGCCUGGCAAAGCAGCCCGAGGAAUGCCAUGCCUGCCCUGCUGGCUCCUUCAACCACCUCUAUGCUCAGACAGGGUGUUUCCCCUGUGGGAGCUCUUCCUCCUCCCAGCCAGGGGCUAGCAGCUGUAGCUGCCAUGGGCUGAACCGGGCUUUUCAGGAGUCAGAUGGCUCUUGUAUCUGCCAAGCAGGGUACGUUUACUAUGACGAGAGAGGCAAGAAAAAUUCUGACACCAACAGUGACCAAGACUGCCAGCCUCAGGCAGAGGAGCGCUGUGCUCCCGGGGAAGUCCGUCUGGCAUCCACACGCAAAUGCAUUUCCCCCGAACUAUAUGACUGUUCUCCCUUCUGUGGUGCUCUGGGCGGAGAACUCAGUGCAGAGUUGGGCAUGUGUCGCUGUGAGCAGUACGUCUCUGCUGAAGAGCUGUGUGACCGAGAGUGCUUGCUGAACACCCCACAGAUCUCUCUGAGCCUUGGCAUCCAUUCAGAGCUCCUCCUGAGUGUUGGGGAAGGAGAGGACAGAGAGGUGAUAAACAUUCUGGGCCCAGAUGAACACGUGCAGAAGAGCCAACAGGUGCAUUUGGUUCUGUUUGGCUCCGCUGGGGUAUUUGGUUUCAUUAUUUCCAGCACAGACAUGCUGGAUACAUUCCUCACAGGAGAUUUUUGGUUGGAUCUGCCAUUGCAGAGAGUUCGGCGUGGCAAGCAGACUGCCUCCUCCAAGGAUACCCAUCCCUUACCCUGCAUCCCCAACCCUAUUGUGUGUUUGAAUGUGGGAGAUGCCAUCCUUUUCCAGCUCACCAUCCAUCCCCACAAUCGCACUUCCAGCCACUACCCCGUCUAUCAGAAACAACAUCUGUACAACAGCAAUCCUGGCUGGGAUUUUGGUCCUUUCCGGAGACUGGACCACCUUAUUCGGGAGACUCACCUCAACAUCUCCAGGUUUGCCCAUGUUUUCCUAGAUCCUGGGAGAUACGUUUUCAGGGAUAGCACUGUCCAGGAGCAUAUCUUGAUCGUGGUUGUAAACGAGGAGAACAUGGGCUGUGACCCUGUCAACGCUUCCUUCCAGCCCUCCUCUCCAUACCAGCUGGCCAGACACGGGGUUCUGAAACAUCGGGCACUAAAUUUAGCUCCUGACUGGGCAACUAUCUCAGCCUUCAGUUCUAUGAAGCCCUUGGUCCCCGGGGUUCUGGAAGAGGAGCUGAUGGUGGAGAGAAAGGAGUUAUCCAUGGUCCAGGCGAGCAGCCCGCACUGAGGGACCUGGAAGAUUUCAGCGUCCGCACCCUAUAUGAUAAACUGGAGGACCAAAACCUUCACCUGGCUUCUCAGAUGGCAAAACACAGGGUGGAUGUGUUGGCCUUUUACAGGGGGAUCAACCA